UCCUGUUUGAAGAUGACCGGCAUCAUAUCAAGGAUAGUUAGUGGUGGAACGGCUGUUGCAAAAGGAUUUCUUGCUGUACGGAAUCCGCUCAUGAUCGAAUCUUCAGCUGGGUUCAAGGUAAAAGCACGUCUGAAACUUCGUUGUCGUAAUUGCUACUUCAUUCGGAUCAAUGGUCGCUUACACGUUGAGUGUACCGCUCAUCCACGACAUAAGGCGAGAGAAAUAUUCAACACAAAAUUAUUGUGGUGAAACUGGUGAAUAGAUCAAUAAGCUUGUAGAUACUUUAGUUUUGCUAUAGACCAUAAUUGCAAUUGUUUAUUCGUUUUCAGUAAAUAUUACAGAUCUGUGACUAUCCGUACCUAUAACAACUGAAUAAUCUCCCUACAAAAUCAUUUAUUAGAAUCGUUCCGGUUUUAUUUUUUCUCUCCAUACUUGUUUGGAAUGCCCUUCGAGUCGAAGAAAUCACUAAAU
Messenger RNA from Cylicocyclus nassatus, 471 nucleotides. Lineage: Eukaryota; Metazoa; Nematoda; Chromadorea; Rhabditida; Strongylidae. The record is from the annotation of a GenBank genome assembly.